This is a messenger RNA of Hyalella azteca, 333 nucleotides long. RefSeq names its product keratin-associated protein 6-2-like. NCBI's taxonomy places the organism in Eukaryota, Metazoa, Arthropoda, Malacostraca, Amphipoda, Hyalellidae. The record is from RefSeq and is a predicted model, not a curated record. The coding region runs from base 1 to 333 and encodes 110 amino acids. The transcript has a single exon.
AUGGGUUACGACAUGGGUUACGACAUGGGUUACGACAUGGGUUAUGACUUGGGUUACGACAUGGGUUAUGACUUGGGUUACGACAUGGGUUAUGACUUGGGUUACGACAUGGGUUAUGACUUGGGCUACGACAUGGAUUACGAUAUGGGUUACGACAUGGGUCACGACUUGGGUUACGACAUGGGUUACUACAUGGGUUACGACUUGGGUUACGACAUGGGUUAUGACUUGGGUUAUGACAUGGGUUACGACAUGGGCUACGACAUGGGUUACGAUAUGGGUUACGACAUGGGUUACAACUUGGGAUGCAAAUUUGGUAAGGACUUUGGUUAA